UUACUCACUCUCUCUUAUUUACUCACUCUCUCUCUCUCUCUCUCUACCAUUACACAUCAAACCCGUUUUAUAACAUCAACUCGACUUUAUUUCUGAUUAUUUCUGACAUCAAAGUGUCUAAGACAAACUCAUAAGAUGACAACAUACCAGGAGUACAUUCAACAGAAUGAAGACAGGGAUGGCAUUCGUUUCAGCUGGAAUGUGUGGCCAUCCAGUCGGUUAGAAGCUACACGAAUGGUUGUACCACUUGGCUCCCUUUUCACACCACUGAAAGAACGGGUUGAUUUACCCCCACUGCAGUAUGACCCCAUACUCUGCUCACGACAGACAUGCAGAGCCGUACUGAACCCCUUCUGCCAAGUUGAUUAUCGUGCUAAGCUUUGGUCCUGUAAUUUUUGCUACCAGAGAAAUCAGUUUCCUCAGCAAUAUUCUGCUAUAUCAGAACAACAUCAACCUGCAGAAAUAAUUCCUCAGUUUUCUACAGUGGAAUAUAUUAUUGCUCGAGCCACUUGUCACCCUCCAGUCUACCUUAUAGUUCUGGAUACAUGCAUGGAAGAUGAAGAUCUCCAAGCUGUAAAGGAAUCUUUGCAAAUGUCUCUGAGUUUACUUCCUCCCAAUGCACUCAUUGGUCUCAUUACAUUUGGUAAAAUGGUACAGGUCCAUGAGUUAGGUUGUGAAGGCUGUUCUAAAAGCUAUGUAUUCCGUGGAACUAAAGAUCUUUCAGCAAAACAAAUACAGGAAAUGCUUGGCAUUGGCCGUGCUGUGAACCCACAAGCUCGCCAGGCACACACUCCACAAGGCCCUCAGCAACAUUAUCAGUUGCCAGCCAACAGGUUUUUGCAACCAGUACAUCGAUGUGAUAUGAGCCUAACUGAUCUUCUUGGUGAACUCCAGCGUGAUCCUUGGCCCGUUUCUCAAGGAAAGAGACCCUUACGCUCUACUGGUGUAGCACUCUCAAUAGCUGUUGGACUUUUGGAGUGCACCUACCCAAACACUGGUGCUAGAAUAAUGCUGUUUAUUGGUGGACCUUGCACUCAAGGACCAGGUAUGGUUGUAGGAGACGAGUUAAAGAACCCAAUUAGAUCACAUCACGACAUUGAAAAAGAUAGCUGUAAAUAUAUGAAGAAAGCAAUGAAGCACUAUGAGAGCCUGGCAAACAGAGCUGCCAAUAAUGGUCAUGUUAUAGAUGUCUACUCCUGUGCUCUUGAUCAAACUGGUCUACAUGAAAUGAAGUUUUGUCCAAACUUCUCAGGCGGUCACAUGGUUAUGGGUGAUUCAUUCAACACAUCUUUGUUCAAACAAACCUUCCAACGUGUAUUUUCUAAAGAUAUGAAAGGAGAAUUCAAGAUGGGUUUUGGUGCAACACUUGAAGUCAAGACUUCACGUGAAUUGAAAGUUUCCGGUGCCAUAGGUUCCUGUGUAUCUCUUGGUACCAAGAGUCAGUGUGUCUCAGACACUGAACUUGGAAUGGGUGGUACAUGUCAAUGGAAGAUGUGUGGCUUAUACCCUAACUCAACUAUAGCUAUAUUCUUUGAAGUUGUCAAUCAGCACAAUGCCCCAAUUCCUCAAGGUGGCCGAGGCUAUAUCCAAUAUAUCAGCCAAUACCAACAUUCUUCUGGACAGAGAAGAGUACGAGUGACAACAGUCGCACGCAACUGGGCUGAUGCCACCACCAAUAUACAACACAUCUCUGCUGGCUUUGACCAAGAAGCUGCGGCUGUCUUAAUGGCUAGAGUUGCUAUCUUCAGAGCUGAGACUGAUGAUGGACCUGACGUGCUUAGAUGGCUCGAUCGAAUGUUAAUUAGAUUGUGUCAAAAAUUUGGAGAUUAUCAUAAGGAAGAUCCAAAUUCUUUCCGUUUCACUCCUAACUUCUCGCUCUAUCCUCAAUUCAUGUUCCACCUGCGAAGAUCGCAAUUCUUGCAAGUAUUUAACAACAGUCCAGAUGAGACAACAUACUACAGACAUAUGCUCAACCGAGAAGACCUAACUCAGUCCCUAAUCAUGAUUCAACCAAUUCUCUAUGCUUAUUCCUUCAAUGGAACCCCAGAACCUGUUUUACUGGACACAAGCAGUAUUAUGGCGGACAGAAUUCUGCUGAUGGACACUUUUUUCCAUAUUGUUAUUUAUCACGGAGAGACAAUUGCUCUUUGGCGUAAGCAAGGCUAUCAAAGUCAGCCUGAAUAUGAAAAUUUCAAGCAGCUGUUACAAGCUCCUGUUGAUGAUGCACAGGAAAUUCUGCAGACCAGAUUCCCUAUGCCCAGGUACAUAGACACAGAGGCUGGUGGUUCUCAGGCUCGUUUCCUCUUAUCCAAAGUAAACCCUUCACAGACACACAACAAUCUCUAUGCCUGGGGACAAACCCAAAUAUUCAGCGAGGAUAGUGGUGCUCCAGUGUUAACUGAUGAUGUUAGUCUUCAAGUCUUCAUGGAACAUUUGAAAAAAUUGGCUGUCUCCAGUUCCUCCUGAUUACAAUAAUUUAUUAGCUCCAAAUAUUAUUAGAAUCUUAUCUGAUUUCAACAAAUCAUUGUUUUUGGAAACAGUGUAGUGGCAGUGGUGGCACACUACCAUUUGUUACUAAAACUUUUAUUAAAAUUAUUUCAAAUAUAUUUGAUAAAAAUGACCUUAGCUGCCAAAAUGGUUCAUAAUAAGGAUGAUGAUGAUGAUGAUAAUGGUAACAAUAAUGAGAACCAUCAAUUGGUUUGAUGUCAAACUUAAAAAGAAAAAAAAGAUUCCUUUCUCUGUGUGUGUGUGUGUGUACACACACACACACACACACACAUGUAUGUAUGUGAACUGACAAAUGGUUACCUUGUUUUUGCCUCAGAAAUGUUAUCACUUAUUCUGCUAUUUUGAAGGCUCUGAGAAUUUUAACAUUGUAAAAAUAACCUGUUUAACGA
Octopus bimaculoides (California two-spot octopus) is the source of this 2897-nucleotide messenger RNA. RefSeq names its product protein transport protein Sec23A. Gene Ontology annotation, cellular component: endoplasmic reticulum exit site; COPII vesicle coat. The record is from RefSeq and is a predicted model, not a curated record. Lineage: Eukaryota; Metazoa; Mollusca; Cephalopoda; Octopoda; Octopodidae. Gene Ontology annotation, molecular function: zinc ion binding; GTPase activator activity. Gene Ontology annotation, biological process: intracellular protein transport; COPII-coated vesicle cargo loading; endoplasmic reticulum to Golgi vesicle-mediated transport.